UUAGCACGCCGCGUUCAGUACAGUGCAAAGUGUACCUAUCUAUUUUCUACUUCAAGGAAAAAUAAGUCAAACAACAUCGCGCUAUGAUCUCAUACGCGAAGAGAAGCUGACGAGCAUAUUGACAUUAGGUUAAGCGCUAAAAUUCAAAUUCAAAUUCACAUCACACAGAAACGUUCCGUCGCGGGUGAAGCCACUUGUUGGGCGCUCAAAAAUCAAAAGAUAAAACAGCCGUUUGUUGAAGUUAUAACCUUCUUCAGAUAAUGUAUUCUCACGUCGCCGUCCACCGGUCAAUCAUAAUGGCGGACAACCAGCAGCAGAACGGUUCCGACACGGUGGACAAAGCCGCCGUCGAGGUGGCCCAGAUGGCGCUGGAAAGUAAACCGGAACCGGCGGCAAAGGAACCGGCCAGUCCGGCACCCUCGGGCAGUGAUCCGGCGGCCAAAAAGGAGGCAAAUGGCACCACCCCGAAACCCGCGGCACCGGUCUCGGCGGCCGCCUUCCGCGAGCAGUUCAAAGCGUUCUCCAAGUUUGGGGACACCAAAUCGGACGGCAAACACUUGACCCUGUCCCAGAGUGAUAAGUGGAUGAAGCAGGCGAAGGUUAUCGACAAGAAAAUUACAACCACCGACACCGGCAUUCACUUUAAAAAGUUGAAAUCGAUGAAACUUUCCUUGGAGGAUUACAACAAAUUUCUGGAAGAUCUCGCAAAGACCAAGAAGAUCGAACUGGACGAAAUCAAAGGAAAGUUGGCAAAUUGUGGAGCUCCGGGAAUCCAUAACGCAACGCCCGGAAAAGCGGCAGAAACGGUGGCACGGCUGACCGACACCUCGAGGUACACCGGCUCAAGCAAGCAACGCUUCGAUGAAACCGGCAAAGGUAAAGGAAUCGCCGGUCGUAAAGAUCUUCCUGAUGGUUCCGGAUACGUGACCGGAUACGGCCAUAAGAAUACCUACGACAAAACACAUUAGAUGUGUGUAUUAUGUCGGUUCUUCCUAACAAAUCUCGCCCCUCCCUCUUCCAUAAAAAAACAUUUAAAUGAAACAAAUAUAUAUUUAUAGAUUGUUCAUAACAUUACACAAAGUGAAAAAUUGGCUAAUCAAAACUUCAAUCCAUUGCGUUGAUUGUUUCGUUUUCAUCCAACAAUAAUGUUAAGUUUGUUUUGUUGAACCUAAGUUAAAAAUCAUCUGUAGAGAAA
Messenger RNA from Culex pipiens pallens (northern house mosquito), 1195 nucleotides. It is a transcript of the gene ringer, whose product is annotated as tubulin polymerization-promoting protein homolog. Lineage: Eukaryota; Metazoa; Arthropoda; Insecta; Diptera; Culicidae. The coding region runs from base 261 to 968 and encodes 235 amino acids. Gene Ontology annotation, molecular function: tubulin binding. The record is from RefSeq and is a predicted model, not a curated record. The transcript has 4 exons. Gene Ontology annotation, cellular component: microtubule. Gene Ontology annotation, biological process: positive regulation of protein polymerization; microtubule polymerization; microtubule bundle formation.